AUGGCCAGCAGAUUUCUCCCCCGCUGUAUCAUUGUCGUCUUUAUUUUGACUAUUCUCGACUACAGCCUCGCGCAACAACUUUCAGGCCCUCGACAGCGCCGUCAGAAUGUUGACCCCAACAACAACCCCCUUCCGAGCUACUCGCCCGCCAAGCCUCCUGCUCUGCCUCUAGCAGUGAGAAGUCCCUAUCUCAGUGCGUGGUCCAAGACAGCCAGGGGCGCUACAUUGAACAGCGCCGAUGCCGUCUUCUGGACUGGGGCUCCUAUCGGGUGGGAAGGCAUAGUCUCAGUGGAUGGAAUUUCGUACUCAUACCUCGGAACUGGAUCGGAGUGUCCACCGACUCCAGCCAAACUGCAAGCUGCCAAGCCGAAGAUCGUCAGCUACGACUCUCAGUACUCCAACUUUACCUUCCUUGCCGGCCCUGUCACCAUCGAGGCCAGCUUCUUCUCCCCAGUCACACCAAACGACAUCUGCAGGAGCUCUAUCCCGCUCAGUUACCUCACAGUCAGCGUCGAGUCUAUAGAUUGUGAGGAGCAUAGCGUGCAGUUCUACUCCGACAUCAACGGCGCAUGGAUAACACCCAACAGCAAUCUACCUAUUAUCUGGGGUCUCAAGACGGAUGGCCAAGAUUAUGUGCCUCCCUCACCCGGCGUCGCGACCCGGGAGGUGACACACACAUCAAGCACUACUAGUCCUGGUUUAUUUUCUUGGGUAUAUCACCUUGAGAAAUCCUACACGUUCGGAGAAAACGAGGACUUCCCAACAUGGGGCAACGUCACCUAUACUACAAGCUCCGAGGGCUCUGGGGCUUUCAGUUUUCAGAGUGGCUUCGCCGCGGAAGUACGUGCCGAGUUCGUCAACCAGCAUUCGCUCAGUAACACGAUUGAUCCCGCCUACCGGGGCUGGGGGCCACUUGAGCCCGUGUUUGCAUUUUCCCAUGAUUUCGGCAAUGUCACAUCAGCCCAUGUGCGGUACACAAUCGGCUCGGUCCAGACGCCGGUCGUACGUUACCUUAACCCCGGGGGAUCCAGUGCCCUGGUGCCGUGGAUGGAGAAGUGCUACGGCGACAUGCACUCCAUGAUUCUGUUUCAUUGGAACGAUUUCGGCGCCGUGUCUCAGCUGGGCGCCACGUUUGAGGCUCAGUUGAGGGCGGACGUAGGCGCUUACUACACGGACAGCGACAACGCCCUCAGCCACACCAGGACGAAUCGAAACUCCACUACGGCGACUAUACAUCCCAACAACUCUGACGGUUACUCUUACGGCGUAGAUCGGUACGGCCAACAGUACAAAUUCGAUCCAAACAACGCGUACGGAUUCUUGGCCACGGACGACUCCAGUGGCAUUGCGAUCCCAAAUAUCAACGAGGCAGAUGCAUAUUACUCUAUAGUUGCGCUUUCGUCGCGGCAGGUAAUGGCCGCAUAUGUCUACGCCGUCCCACCACCAGGCACAGCGAGCGAUGAGGCACCACUCAUGUUCCAGAAGGAAAUAUCUUCCGACGGAAAUAUAAACACAGUAGACGUCCUGUAUCCAGCGACCCCCUUUUUCCUCUGGGCAAACCCCGAAAUGCUUAAAUACACGCUGGAGCCCAUGUACCAGAACACAGAAUCCGGCUUCUACCCAGACAGCUACUCAAUGCACGACCUCGGUUUCCAUUUCCCAAACGCCACAGGCCACACAGACGGCAUCGACGAAUACAUGCCAGUGGAGGAGAGUGGAAACAUGCUGCUCAUGUCGUAUGCCUACUACAAGUUCACGGGCGACGGCGGCUGGCUCAGCGCCCACUACCCAACCAUGAAGCAGUGGGCCGAGUUCCUGGCCCGGUUCAGCCUGAUACCCGAGUUCCAGCUCAGCACGGACGACUUUGCGGGGCCGAAGGAGAAUCAGACAAACCUGGCGCUCAAGGGGAUCCUGGGGCUGCGGGCCAUGGCGGAGAUGGCGCAGGUCGCAGGACACCCCGAGGACGCGGCCAACUUCUCGGCGACGGCGAGCGACUACUACGCGACGUGGGAGGCCCUCGCCAUCGACCCGGCCGCGAAGCACACGCUGCUCGCGUACCAAUGGCGCUCGAGCUGGGGUCUGCUGUACAACACGUACAUGGACCGGCUCCUGGACCUGGAAGUCGUGAGCGACGAGGUCUACGCGAUGCAGUCGGACUGGUACGCGCUGCAGAGCCAGGUGUACGGCGUGCCGCUCGACAGCCGCCACACGUACACCAAGAGCGACUGGGAGUUGUGGGCGGCGGCGACGUGCACCCCCGAGACGCGGAGGCUGAUCGUGAACGCCGUCGCGUUCUGGAUCAACCAGACCUCGACUGAUCUGCCCUUCACUGACCUCUACGACACUGUUGGCAGCGGCGGAUAUCCUAGCUUCGACCUCAGGUUCAGGGCCCGGCCGGUCGUCGGCGGCCACUUCUCGCUGCUGGCGCUGUACCAAGCUGGUCUGCUGGAUGAAGAAGGCAAGUCCAGCGGCUAA
Diaporthe batatas is the source of this 2475-nucleotide messenger RNA. RefSeq lists its product as uncharacterized. Bases 1 to 2475 code for a protein of 824 amino acids. The record is from RefSeq and is a predicted model, not a curated record. Gene Ontology annotation, biological process: carbohydrate metabolic process. NCBI's taxonomy places the organism in Eukaryota, Fungi, Ascomycota, Sordariomycetes, Diaporthales, Diaporthaceae. The transcript has a single exon.